Molecule: messenger RNA, 809 nt
Organism: Schistocerca piceifrons (Central American locust)
Lineage: Eukaryota; Metazoa; Arthropoda; Insecta; Orthoptera; Acrididae
Gene: ND-19
Product: NADH dehydrogenase [ubiquinone] 1 alpha subcomplex subunit 8
Exons: 3
Coding region: 145-672 (175 amino acids)
Biological process (GO): mitochondrial electron transport, NADH to ubiquinone
Source: RefSeq, a predicted model, not a curated record
ACCGAAACCGAGCUGUAAGGUUGCCUGCCAUGCAAAUGUGCAUGGAGGUUAUUGUUUUGAUAUAUCUGGGAUACAGACGAAAAGCAUAAAUUGGAAAGAAAUAUUUGCUUUUUUUCUGUUUAAUAUCAAGUUAACGGAAGUGAAAUGGUUUUAACAGCAGAUGUACAACUACCCACUGAGGAGGAACUAACUGUACAAGAAGUUAACUUAGGAUCACCAGCUUUACGAGCUGGUGCCUUCCAUUUAGGAAAAUAUUGUGAACAGGCAAAUAAUGAAUUUAUGCUAUGUCGGACUGAAUGGAAAGAUCCCCGGAAAUGCCUGGAAGAAGGAAAAGCUGUAACGAACUGCUCGCUUGAAUUUUUUAGGAAAGUGAAAAAGUCGUGUCAGCAGGAGUUUGAGCAAUACACAAACUGUAUUGAUAAGUCUAGCAGCCUUUUGGAGUACAAGUACUGUCGCAAGACACAGGGAGCAUUUGAUAAAUGUAUGCUGGAUAAUCUGAACCUGGAACGCCCUCCAUUUGGUUACUUCUGUGAAGCAAAAGUAAUAGAUACAAAACGACCAAAACCAGAGGAAGAAAAACCUGCAAUCUAUCCAGAUGCUACUCCAUAUUUACCAGAAGAUUACCCACGGCCACCAGCCAGAUAUGGUUCACGCUUCCACUGGUUCAACUAGAUAACUGCAGAUAUGUUUUGUUCCUUGUGGAGUUGGCAACUUUUGUAGUAGGCCUAUCUCAAAUAAUACUGCUGAGUAGGUCAUAUUUCUGUAUCAAUUUUGAGAUCAGAAUUAAACUAGACAAAUGCUUUAUUUAA